This is a messenger RNA of Chanos chanos (milkfish), 2508 nucleotides long. RefSeq names its product synaptotagmin-like 2a (gene sytl2a). The record is from RefSeq and is a predicted model, not a curated record. The coding region runs from base 1 to 2508 and encodes 835 amino acids. The transcript has 17 exons. Gene Ontology annotation, molecular function: neurexin family protein binding; small GTPase binding. Lineage: Eukaryota; Metazoa; Chordata; Actinopteri; Gonorynchiformes; Chanidae. Gene Ontology annotation, biological process: exocytosis; intracellular protein transport. Gene Ontology annotation, cellular component: plasma membrane; exocytic vesicle.
AUGAUUGACUUAAGCUACCUGAGCAAGGAGGAGCAGGAGGUGAUCUUGGCUGUGCUGAAGAGGGAUGCUGCACUGAAGAAAGCGGAAGAACAACGGGUCAAGCAGUUGCACAAGACCAUGCGAGACAAGAGCAAGUUGAAGUACAUGUCUGGAGAAUGGUUUUACGAGACCAAGUCCCUCAGACACGGGGACAGGAUCCAUGGCUCCGACAUCAUCAGGGCAUCCAUGCGACAAAGAAAACCCAUGACGAUACUGGAGCUCUCCCAGAUAUGGGCAGAAAAGAGUAGCUUUGUCAACAGCGAAAACAAAGAUGUGUUCGUCCCUCCAGAACUUUCUGGGCUGAUCGAAGAACAGCCAGCUGAGACCAAGACCAAAAGAUGUUGCUGGUUCCUUCCACCAUCUGAGAGCUGCAUAACUUCUCAUACUAACCCAAAUACAGACAGCCCUGACACCUCACCGUCGACAAAAAAUAUAACUAAGCCCGUACCCAGAAAGAGAUUGUUGCUUUACUCGUCCCAGAACUCUCUUUUGGACAACACAGACCCUGCAGACAGACAGAGGAGCUCAGUAAUCCCCAGGGGAAUCCUGAAACAUAGCUCCAGCAGCAGUAGCUCCGGUGAUUCCUUCCCACUCCGCAGCCCACUGUCUUCCCCAUUGAGUCCCCAGAGCCCUAAGUCUCCCAGCGCAGAGUACGGUUCAUUGAGCUGGCUAGAUAGGAAACAGGUCAGGUUCUCCCCUGCCAUUAAUGCCAGUGAUACCGCAGUGCUGCAGGAUGGGCGUGAACUGGGGGAACAUGGUCUACUGGACCAGGAGAGCAGCAGCAGCACGUUCUCUGACCAGGGUGAAGAAGAGGACACACUAAACACAAUCACGACCGGCAAUGGUGUCAACAAUAGCCAGAGUUAUGGGCAGGACACAAAAGAGUGCCCUGGUUCAGAGGCACAGGGCAGGCACCUCACAUCUCCCUCAUGUAGUUCCCCUAUGUGGAACAGUAAACCUACAGAUAGACAGAGGGAAGAGAAGUUAGAUAUGUUUUUGGGCUGUAGACAGACUGAAAUGAGAGGUUGUGAUGAAAGCAGAACGCAGAAACCCAUUGAUCAACAUGACUAUCAUGCUGACCCCCAUGCUGAUCAGGUGUCCAGCCUCCAUGCUUCUGCAGAGGAGAAAGGUGACAGUGUGGACACAAGCCCUGUGCGGACAACAGCCAAACAAACAAAUAUAAGACCCAUGUCUAUAUCUAAAAGCUUGGAGGAUAUUUCAGCUCUGCCUUCACGUGAAGAAAGAUGGAAAAAUGACCCCAGGGGAGAGCUCAAUUUGAGUGUGCAUGAUGUAUCUGCAGGCCUUUCCCCCACUGCCUGCUCCUUCCUGGACCCAGAGCAGAUGAAGUUGAUGAGCAUGUCUGUACCUGCCUUCAGACAGCAGGAGAGCAAUGGCAGAGACAGUGACUGUACUUCAGACAGCAGCUUCCAAAUGAGCACACCAAAGAGGAGCACCUCCCAAGCUAAUCUUAGCAUGUCCUCUGGCAUGGCGUCUAUGUCCUCUGUCAGCGGAAGUGUCAUAAGCAUUUACAGUGGGGACUUCGGCAAUGUGGAGGUCAGAGGAACCAUCCAGUUUGCCAUUAACUAUGUGCAGAAGCUUGGGGAGUUCCACAUAUUUGUGGUCCAGUGUAAGGACCUGGCAGUGGCAGAACCCAAGAGGAACCGUUCUGAUCCGUAUGUUAAGAGUUACCUUCUCCCUGACAAGACAAAGUUGGGAAAGCGGAAAACUUGUGUGAGGAAGAAGACUUUGAACCCCUCGUAUAACGAAAUUCUAAGGUAUAAAGUUGGAAUAGAGACACUUAAAACUCAAACCCUUAACCUCUCUGUAUGGCACAAUGACAAUUUUGGACGGAACAGCUUUCUUGGUGAAGUGGAUAUUGAUUUAUCUGAAUGGGACUUCAAUAACACACAGAUGAGCACAUAUCCUCUCAAGGGAAGGGUUCCCUCAACACCUAAGCCCCAUGACCACCGAGGGGAGAUGAGAGUGGCUUUGCGUUUUGUCCCUCAGACCCACAGUAAAGGGUCAGCAAAAAGCGGUGAAGUACAGAUCUGGGUGAAAGACUGUAAAAACCUGCCUAUUGUCAGAGGCGUAGCUAUAGACCCUUUUGUCAAAUGCACAGUGUUGCCGGACACAAGCCGGAAGAGCAGACAGAAGACCAGAGUGGUGAAGAGAACAGCCAACCCAGUGUUUAAUCACACCAUGGUGUAUGAUGGGUUCAGGCCAGAAGACCUACGAGAGGCUUGUGUGGAACUGACUGUAUGGGAUCACGACAGACUUAGCAAUCACUUCCUUGGUGGUCUGAGGCUGGGUCUAGGUUUAGGUACAAGUUAUGGAGCUGAAGUGGAUUGGAUGGACUCAAACGCCACUGAGGCUGCAUUGUGGGAAAGAAUGACUGAGUAUCAGAACGAAUGGGUGGAAGAUUGGUUACCUUUGCGAAUGUUGAUUAUGGCAAGAAGUAUGUCCAGAUAG